This is a messenger RNA of Ipomoea nil (Japanese morning glory), 942 nucleotides long. RefSeq names its product leucine-rich repeat receptor protein kinase EMS1-like. NCBI's taxonomy places the organism in Eukaryota, Viridiplantae, Streptophyta, Magnoliopsida, Solanales, Convolvulaceae. The record is from RefSeq and is a predicted model, not a curated record. Bases 1 to 942 code for a protein of 313 amino acids. Gene Ontology annotation, molecular function: protein binding. The transcript is spliced from 3 exons.
AUGUUUGAUGGAGAUAUUCCUAUUUCCAUUGGAAUUCUUGGUGUUCUUCGGCAUCUCAAUCUGUCUCAUAAUAGGCUAACUGGCCAUAUACCAUCAUCAUUGGGAAAUCUAACAUUGCUUGAAGCGCUAGACGUGUCUUGCAACCAACUCAUAGGGGAAACCAUGGCAACUGUCAAAGCUUGGAUUUCUGGAACACCCUUACAUGCAAACAAAGAAGAAGCUGAAGCUCUCUUGCAAUGGAAAAACAAUGGCCUAUCAUCAUCCUCUACUUCUUUACUGGAUUCGUCCUGGUCUGUCAACAACCUCACAAAUUUGUGCAAUUGGGAGGGAAUCAUCUGCAAUCGGGGUGGAUCUGUUUCAGAGCUCAAUCUACCUCAUGGGAAGAUCAUAGGUACACUUGAACCACUCCGUUUUUCCUUACUUCCUAAUCUUACUCGCAUCAAUCUCAAUAACAAUAGUUUGAGCGGAGUGAUACCAUCUGCUAUCAGCAGCCUCCUUAAGCUCACUUUUCUGGACUUGAGCAAUAACAACUUCACGGGGGCAAUACCAGUAGAGGUUGGGCAGUUGACACAGCUCAGGUACUUUAGUUGUUUCAAAAACUUUCUGGACGAUGUGAUUCCAUUUGAAAUUAGCAAUCUUCAAAACUUGAGGUACCUGGAUUUGGGAGUGAAUAAUCUGGAAACUCCCAAUUGGUCUAAAUUCCAUGCUAUGCCUUUGUUGAAGCAUCUCAACCUCCGUGCUAAUGAGUUCACUUUGGAUUUUCCAAAAGACUUGAUAACAAAUUGUCCAAACCUGUCUUACCUUGAUUUGUCAAAAAAUCAUUUUACACGCCAAAUUUCAGUGUCUGUGUUUUCCAAGCUACAGAAACUGGAGCAUCUUAAUCUUGCUUUUCUGGCACAAUUCCAGAAGAAAUUGGUUCAAUCACCAGUCUUCAAGUACUGA